ACAGAGUGGCAACCUUCAGCAGCAUCUAAGAACCCACACUGGAGAGAAACCUUUUGAGUGCUCAGAGUGUGGAAAGAGAUUCAGUCAGAGUGAGUGUGGAAAGAGAUUCAGUCACAGUCUUCAACUGCAUCAGAGAACCCACACAGGGGAGAAACCUUUUGAAUGCUCAGAGUGUGGAAAGAGAUUCAGUCAGAGUAGCAGUCUUCAACUGCAUCAGAGAACCCACACAGGGGAGAAACCUUUUGAAUGCUCAGAGUGUGGAAAGAGAUUCAGUCAGAGUAGUAGUCUUCAGCAGCAUAAGAGAACCCACACAGGGGAGAAACCUUUUGAAUGCCCAGAGUGUGGAAAGAGAUUCAGUUUGCACAGGAGUCUUCAACUGCAUCAGAGAACCCACACAGGGGAUAAACCAUUUGAAUGCCCAGAGUGUGGAAAGAGAUUCAGUUUUAGUAGCAGUCUUCAACUGCAUCAGAGAACCCACACAGGGGAGAAACCUUUUGAAUGCUCAGAGUGUGGAAAGAGAUUUAGUCAGAGUAGCAAUCUUCAGAAGCACCAGAGAACCCACACAGGGGAGAAACCUUUUGAAUGCUCAGAGUGUGGAAAGAGAUUCACUGGAUACAGCCAUCUUCAACUUCAUCGAAGAAUGCACACAGGGGAGAAGCGUUUUGAAUGCUCAGAGUGUGGAAAGACAUUCAGUCAGAGAGGACAUCUUCAACUGCAUCAGAGAACCCACACAGGGGAGAAACCUUUUGAAUGCUCAGAAUGUGGAAAGAGAUUCAGUGACAGUGCCCGUCUUCUACAGCAUCGGAGAACCCACACAGGGGAGAAACCUUUUGAAUGCUCAGAGUGUGGAAAGAAAUUCAGUCACAGUAGCCAUCUUCUAAACCAUAAAAGGACCCACACAGGGGAGAAACCUUUUGAAUGCUCAGAGUGCGGAAAGAGAUUCAGUCAGAGUGGAAGUCUCCAACAGCAUCGAAGAACCCACACAGGGGAGAAACCUUUUGAAUGCUCAGAGUGUGGGAAGACAUUCAGUCACAGUGGAAGUCUUCAACUGCAUCAGAGAGCCCACGCAGGGGAUAAACCUUUUGAAUGCUUAGAGUGUGGAAAGAGAUUCAGUCGGAAUGGCAGUCUUCAGCUACAUCAGAGAACCCAUACAGGGGAGAAACCUUUUGAAUGCUCAGAGUGUGGAAAGAGAUUCAGUCAGAGUGGCAAUCUUCAUCAGCAUCAGAGGACCCACAGAGGGGAAAACACUUUUGAGUUCUCAGUGUCCCGGUCCUGCACUGCCAGACCCAGACUUGGGAGCCACCCCAAGAGAUACUGUCAUGGCAUGGAUAUGCAAUCCCAGUGAAAGAGGACCCCCCCACACGGCACUGAGGUCAUUGACAAGCCUUUGGCCAUCAGCCUCCCGUACCACCGUGGCAGCUGUUGUUCUGGAGGGCCCAAUGGGGCCAGGUGGAGCAGGCAGUGGCAGAAGCCCCAGAAGAACCAAGGAUGGACCACAGCAGAAAGAGGCCGCGCCAGGGGGCAGCAGGUGGGGGAAGGGCAGCAGGUGGGGGAAGAGCAGCAGGAAGUGUCAAGAGCCCCAGAAGGCUGCAGAGACUGGCAUGGGAAGCCAGGAUGUAGACGGGAACCCAGGAGAUCCCAGGCCUGGCAAUAGGGCAUGCGCCCUCUCCUCGGAGAAGCACUUCACAGGCUUUUUUCCAACUGGGUCCCACAGGGUCUGUUGGAGAAAGCGGAAGCACAGAGGUGAACAGCUUCACCCUGCUGGGUCCCAGGGGUAGAUGGGUCCAGGCGGGCAGGCCCCAUGCUGAGAGCUGGUAGAGUGAUUUUGUUAUUGGGGUAACCUGCAAUG
Gekko japonicus is the source of this 1849-nucleotide messenger RNA. RefSeq names its product zinc finger protein 135-like. Gene Ontology annotation, cellular component: nucleus. The record is from RefSeq and is a predicted model, not a curated record. Gene Ontology annotation, biological process: regulation of transcription by RNA polymerase II. Lineage: Eukaryota; Metazoa; Chordata; Lepidosauria; Squamata; Gekkonidae. The annotation marks the transcript as partial. Gene Ontology annotation, molecular function: RNA polymerase II cis-regulatory region sequence-specific DNA binding; DNA-binding transcription factor activity, RNA polymerase II-specific. The transcript has 4 exons.